AACCCUCCCAACCUUACAUUUUCUUUUUCAACAAAAUAAAUAAAUAAAUGAAAAUAAGGAGCUCCUAUAGAGAGAGAUCCAGAUAGGGAGAGAGAGGCAAGGGGAAAGGCAAAUUAAUAUUGCAUUAAUUAAAUUAUUAUCAAUCCCAUAAAAAUUAACUCCUGAUUAAUUGAAGCUGAAAUUUAAGGAUCCCCAAGGCAAUGGAGAUGUUACAACUUUUGGUACCAACUAGUAUAUAAUUAGAUUCAAACCAAGUAUCCCUCUAAUUCAUCAGUCUUAAUCUUUUGUUUUUUCGCGUUUAUUAGAUAUCAGUUGGAAAAAGUGGAACGGGAGAAGAUGAAGAUGAGGAGGAGUAGUUGUUGUCCUAACAAUGUUUUUUACCUUGUGGUGGUACUGGUGAGCAUCAGUGUUUCGUGCAACUUCACGCCUGCCCAAUCCCGGAAGUUACUCCAUCCCGCCAACACCAGGUUGCCUAUCUCGGCUAUCGAUCAUCAUCAUUUGACCAGGGAAAAUAAGUUACUGUUCAGCGGAUUGGGGGGCGGAGGUGGUGGUGGUGGCGGCGGAGGAGGCGGUAGCGGCGGUGGCAUGGGAUGGGGAUUCGGGUUGGGUUAUGGUGGCGGCAUUGGAGGUAGCGGUGGAGGAUUUGGAAUGGGUGGUGGAGGUGGGAUUGGAAUCGGAGGAGGGAGCGGGUUCGGCGGGGGAUUCGGGUACGGCGGCGGCGGAGGAUUGUUUGGGCCGUUUGGAGGAAGUGGAAUCGGUGGCGGAGCUGGCGGUGGCUUCGGUGGAGGGUUGCAUUUAAAAGCAAAAAAGGAAUAGAUUGCGAGAGAGAGUUAGAGAGUGCUCACAUACAACCAACAUUAACACUUUGUGGACUGUGGAUCCUAUACCUCAUUAAUCAAAUAAUUUUUACUAGCACCAACUUAUGUUAUGAUGAUGAUGAGUAGUACUAAUAUAUAUUCCACUUAUAGGCAAGUUUCUUUAAUACUCUUUGUCAAUGUGUGUGUGUGUGUGUGUGUGUUUUUCUACCGAACAAGAACAAAAGAAAUGCUUUUGAAAUAAUCG
Messenger RNA from Oldenlandia corymbosa var. corymbosa, 1062 nucleotides. NCBI's taxonomy places the organism in Eukaryota, Viridiplantae, Streptophyta, Magnoliopsida, Gentianales, Rubiaceae. The record is from the annotation of a GenBank genome assembly.